AUGACUCCAAAUUUGCCCGUUGGAGGAUCGAGUCUUCGAGCAUCAUGCGAGGCUUGCCGACCUCCGACCGGGAAUGCUAUUACUCUCCCCACAAACCCAUGGGUAGGCCGACAUCACGUCGUGUCCGUCCUCAAUCGUCCCAACCAGUCCGUCGGGAACGGAUACUUCCUCGGCGGAAUGCUUCGACCAGGGAGUAGCAAUACACGAGAAAUUGACGCUCUUCUCGGGCCAACAAGCCCGCGAAUCAGCUCCCCUCUCAACCCGGAGACUUUUGUAAUCCACCCAGAUGUCAUUGACUUGGAAAAUGAUCAAGGGUUCGCUGACGAUUUGUUUGAUGAGUCCAGGCCCAGUCAAGAUCUCGUAUCUGAAGGUCUUGCAGCUUUCCCUCCCCUUGCCUCAGACAAUCAGCAAACGACGGAUAAUUGCGCCUGUCUUUCAGUACUGUACCUGUUGCUGGAGCACCUUCGGGUAAAAGAACAUCUUGUCGCACCAGAGGACUUCGCCCUACUCCGAAAUACCUUCGAGCCGGCUUUACAAGUUCUAAAUUGUCAAAGAUGCCCGCGCCGGUACUUCUCCAUCAUCCAGAACGCCGCCCUACUUGGCGUUCUAUGUCUUUGUCUUACAGAGUCGUACAAGAGAAUGCUUGCAUCGAUCUCGACAGAAGAGACUAGAGCGACGGAGGCCGGAGAGAAGAAGCGCCUUGGAAUCCACGGCGCAUUGCCGGGCUCAUCGGCCUAUGGAGAAUCGUCGUCUACAAGUGCGCCAAGCCUGUUCUCGGUAGAGAUAUCACCAUCAGAAUGGGGCAAAAUAAUGCGAAACAUCGUGAGGUCAGAAAUCUUUGGAGCCGAGGGGCAGAAAGAUAAUAAGUAUCUUACGGGGUUCUUUGACCUUAUGGAGCAGCGUCAACGGCGAUGGCAUCACACGCCGCCUGCACCUGACUGCCCACCUUGCUAUCAGUCGUUCUGUGGAUCAGAUGAUCGACAGCCUAGCUGUCUCGCUCUUUUGAACAACGCUAGACGAUUGAUAGAACAUUUGGAGUUAUAG
Molecule: messenger RNA, 1044 nt
Organism: Colletotrichum costaricense
Lineage: Eukaryota; Fungi; Ascomycota; Sordariomycetes; Glomerellales; Glomerellaceae
Exons: 4
Coding region: 1-1044 (347 amino acids)
Source: RefSeq, a predicted model, not a curated record